This is a messenger RNA of Erigeron canadensis, 1881 nucleotides long. RefSeq names its product cysteine protease ATG4-like. The coding region runs from base 207 to 1625 and encodes 472 amino acids. Gene Ontology annotation, molecular function: protein-phosphatidylethanolamide deconjugating activity. Lineage: Eukaryota; Viridiplantae; Streptophyta; Magnoliopsida; Asterales; Asteraceae. The transcript has 9 exons. The record is from RefSeq and is a predicted model, not a curated record.
UACAUGUUAACCAGCGAAUUUAAGUUAACAUCGUAUGAAGUUGUAAUAUUUGUUUAUAGAACUUGCGUAUACAAAUCGGCCUUACCACGCCCUAAGCAACUUCAAAUCAGAUCUGCACCUCCGUUAGCAACCACCGUUGUCCACGACCGGCGUGUAUCACUGUCACCGGAAUAUCAUCGGUUAAUUUUUCCGCUCAUGGUUAGGUUAUGAAGAAUAUACCUGACAGGACUGAUACAAACUCAACUGAUUCUUCAGAUAGAAAUUGUGCUUCCGUCUGCUCUGAGGCAGGACCAAGCAACUGCAGAUCUCUAAAGUCUUCUUUGUGGCCAGGAAUCUUGGUUUCUGCCUUUUCAGUUUUUGAUACCCACGGCGAGUCUAGUGAUUUUCAGAAGAAGAACCAAGUAACCAGUACUAAAGGCCACAGUUGGACUGCAGCUGUGAAGAGAGUUAUAAACGCUGGUUCAAUGAGGAGGAUUCAGGAACGUGUUUUGGGGUACAAGAGUAUUUCUAGCUCAGUAAGUGAUAUAUGGCUUCUAGGAGUCUGCUAUAAAGUUUGUUUGGAAGACUCGUCUCAAGAACCAGUUAAUACAAAUGGAUAUGCUGCAUUUUCUGAAGAUUUUUCUUCAAGAAUCUUGAUGACAUACCGCAAAGGUUUUGCGUCUAUUGGCGAUUCAAAGUAUACGAGUGAUGUAAAUUGGGGUUGCAUGCUUCGAAGUAGUCAGAUGCUAGUUGCUCAGGCAUUGCUAAUUCAUCGACUAGGCAGAUCUUGGAGGAAGCCUUUGCACCAGCCUUAUGAUCGAGAUUAUAUUGAAUUACUUCACAUGUUUGGUGAUUCUGAGGAUUCACCUUUCUCCAUUCACAAUCUUCUUAAAUCUGGAGAGAGUUAUGCACUUGCUCCAGGAUCAUGGGUGGGGCCAUAUGCCAUGUGUCGCACUUGGGAGACUCUCGCCCGUCGUAAGAUAGAGGAAAAUGAAGUGCAAGAUAAAUCAUUUCCGAUGGCCAUAUACGUUGUCGCUGGAGAUGAAGAUGGUGAACGUGGUGGAGCUCCAGUUCUUUGCAUUGAAGAUGCAUUAGAAAAUUGUUCUGAAUUUUCAAGAGGCCAAUCUGAGUGGUCACCUAUCCUCUUACUGGUUCCUUUGGUUCUAGGUCUUGACAAAGUAAAUCCUAGGUAUCUACCAUUGCUGGCUGCCACAUUUACCUUUCCCCAGAGCCUUGGCAUAUUGGGUGGUAGGCCUGGUGCUUCAACGUAUCUUAUUGGUGUGCAAGAUGAUAAAGUGUUUUAUCUUGAUCCACAUGAAGUUCAACAGGCAGUUAACACAACAAUAGAUAAUCUGGAGGCUGAUACUUCAUCGUACCACUGCAAUGUUAUACGACAAAUUCCUCUUGAAUCCAUCGAUCCAUCACUGGCCAUCGGGUUUUAUUGCCAAGACAAAGGUGAUUUUGAUGAUUUUUGUUCACGGGCAAGUGAGCUGGCAGAAAAAUCAGAUGGUGCUCCACUAUUCACAGUAACCCAGACUCGCCAAUCACCAAAAUCGUGCAGCACCAGUAGAGCUCAGGAGGCCGAUUCCUUCGAUGUACCUGAUGAUGCUGAAGGCUCUGCACAAGAUGACUGGCAGCUACUUUGAUCUACUUUUAUAAUAUUUGUUGAUUCAGAGUCGCAGAAAGCAUGCACAGUUACUUCUUUGGUCAUGUUUGUGGUUUUUGCUAACGUCAUUGGGUAGUAUAAGUAUAAUACAGAAACUGUAAUUGGUGUUCGUAUGAUCUUAAACCUCAGAGGAGUUAGGUUUUGGCUUUGUUAGGACUUAGAAGUGUUCAUAUUCUUUUACAAAUGUCAGCUGGUUGCAAAUUGAUGCUAUCUAUUAUAUUCAAAAUCCGAGCAAA